AUGGCGGCGCCUUGGCAAGACGCGGCACCGCUCCAGCUCCACACCGUGGAAGUGGACCAGCCCCUCGCCGCCGUCAACCGCCUCCUCGCCGGCCUCCACCUCGCGCUCGCCGCCGCAGCCAUCGCCCGCCGCGGCGCCCACGACAUCAUGCUGGCGGCGGACCUGGUGCUCCUCUUCCUCUGGCUGCUGUCGCAGGCGCCCAUGCUGCGCCCCGUCUCCCGCGCCGCCUUCCCUGGCAGGCUCUCGCGCCCGGCGCUCCCGGCCGUGGACGUGAUGGUGGUCACGGCCGACCCGGACAAGGAGCCCGCGGUGAAGGUGAUGAACACGGUGGUCUCCGCCAUGGCGCUCGACUACCCGGGCGGGCGGCUCGCCGUGUACCUCUCCGACGACGCAGGGUCGCCGCUCACCCUGCUCGCGGCCAGGAGGGCGUACGCCUUCGCCAGGGCAUGGGUGCCCUUCUGCCGGAAGUACACGGUGCAGUGCCCGUGCCCCGAGAAGUUCUUCUCCGGCAACGACGACCAGAUUGGCGGUGGUGAUCGCCACGACGAGCUCGCCGACGACAGGAUAAGAGUCAAGAAUAUGUAUGACAAAUUUAAAGAGGGUGUGGAGGAGGCCAUGAACGACGCAGCUCUUUCUCAAACUUGGACUGAAGCAGCGCGUCAGGAUCAUGAUGCUUACGUCGAGAUCAUAGCCGAUGAACCGGGCGGCAGCAACAGUGAUUCCGACGGCUUUGACGGCGAGGACGCCAUGCCGUCGCUGGUGUAUGUGUCUCGCGAGAAGCGGCCGGCCUGGCCUCACCACUUCAAAGCCGGCGCACUCAACGCCCUCCUCCGGGUGUCGAGCCUGACGAGCAACGCGCCGUACGUGCUGGUGCUGGACUGCGACAUGUACUGCAACACCCGGAGCUCCGUCCUGGAGGCCAUGUGCUUCCACCUCGACCGCCGUGGCCGCCAUGCCGACGACCUCGCCUUCGUGCAGUUCCCUCAGAUGUUCCACAACGUUAGCGGCAACGACAUCUACGCCAAUGAGCUCAGAUCAAUCUUCUCGACGCGGUGGAAAGGCUUGGACGGCCUCCGUGGCCCGAUCCUCUCCGGUACCGGCUUCUGCGUCAAGAGAGACGCCGUCUACGGUGCCCAGCCGGCCAGCUCACAAGAUCAGUUCUCGUCUAUGGAGGUAGGCGAGCUGAAGGCAAGGUUCGGCCACUCCAAUGGUCACCUAGCGUCGCUGCGUCGAUCAUGGAGCGCGAUUGCACGUGAUGCUCUCCCAGAAGAUGCAACGUUUGUGGCAUCCUGUGCCUACGAGACGGGCACCAAAUGGGGCGAGGAGGUUGGUUUCUUGUACCAGUCGGUGGUGGAGGACUACUUCACCGGCUACCGGCAACUCUACUGUCGAGGGUGGACUUCCGUCUACUGCUACCCGGCGCCCUCGAGGCCUGCGCCGUUCCUCGGCAGCGUGCCUACGAACCUCAACGACGUGCUGGUGCAGAACAAGCGGUGGAUGUCCGGCAUGCUCGCCGUCGGCCUCUCCAGGCACUGCCCCCUCGCCUCCGCCCUGGCAGUCUCCAUGCCCCAGAGCAUGGGCUUCGCCUACUACGCCUUCAUGGCCUUGUACGCCUUCCCGGUGCUCUGCUAUGCCACAGUGCCGCAGCUCCGCUUUUUCUGCGGCACCACAUCGUUCCCCGAGGCCUCGAGCCUCUGGUUCGCCGCCGUGUUUGUGUCGUCGUUGCUGCAGCACCUGGUCGAGGUGUCGGUCGCCAAGCGUCGGCUGGCGGUCAGGACGUGGUGGAACGAGCAGAGGUUCUGGGCGCUCAACGCCGUCACGGGCCAGCUCUUCGCCUGCCUCAGCGUUGCCCUGGACCUGGUCGGCGCAGGAGGGCAGGCGGUGGACUUCGACCUCACGAGCAAGGCGUCCGACGACGGCGGGCUGUACCGGGACGGUGUGUUCGAUUUCUCCGGAUGCUCGACGGUGCUCCUGCCGGCCACCACGCUCUGUCUGCUCAACGACGCAGCCCUCGUCGGGGGUAUCUGGAAGAUGGUGAUCAGCGGCGGCUGGGGCGACGUGUCUGGCGAGCUGUUCCUCCUAUGCUACAUCGCGGCAAUGAGCUACCCGCUGCUACAAGGGAUGUUUCUCCGGCGGGAUCCUGCACGAGUUCCCGCGUGGAUCACGGCGAUGUCCGUCGGCAUUGCUGCAACUCUGCUUUCCUUGUUUGGUUAAGCCGGUCUCUUUCAAAGACAAUGGUGUUCUGUGCCAGGUCAUUUCUGAAUCAUUGAUUAUAUAUGUUCUCCAAGCUCACGUACUUUUGAUAA
Lolium rigidum is the source of this 2306-nucleotide messenger RNA. RefSeq names its product cellulose synthase-like protein G2. The record is from RefSeq and is a predicted model, not a curated record. Gene Ontology annotation, molecular function: mannan synthase activity; cellulose synthase (UDP-forming) activity. Gene Ontology annotation, biological process: cellulose biosynthetic process; plant-type primary cell wall biogenesis. Gene Ontology annotation, cellular component: plasma membrane; trans-Golgi network. The transcript is spliced from 6 exons. Lineage: Eukaryota; Viridiplantae; Streptophyta; Magnoliopsida; Poales; Poaceae. Bases 1 to 2214 code for a protein of 737 amino acids.